Messenger RNA from Rhizopus microsporus ATCC 52813, 855 nucleotides. RefSeq lists its product as uncharacterized. The transcript has a single exon. Bases 171 to 677 code for a protein of 168 amino acids. The record is from RefSeq and is a predicted model, not a curated record. NCBI's taxonomy places the organism in Eukaryota, Fungi, Mucoromycota, Mucoromycetes, Mucorales, Rhizopodaceae.
GCUUGUUAAACUUCUAUAUAGGGUCAUCGAUCUUCAACCUGCAAACAUUUCGAGAGACCAUUGAUUGAAAUACGAAAAAAAGGAAGACCUGUCAGCCAGUGUGUUUACUGCCGAGAUUUAAGAAAGACAAAACAAAUUCAUGUCAAAUGUAACUGUAUUCGCAAAAAUAAAUGUUAGUAUAUGGUUCUAUCGACUAUGUAAGAUAUUUAUUUUCUUUUAUAGCAUUGUGCUGGCCUGGCCUAUCUUAUACAGAUAUUGUCAAUCAUACAAUAAAAAAGAAUCAUGGAAACCAUAGCAACACUAAAGAAUGCGCUUGUUCUGAGAAACAGCAAGAACAAGAACAACAGCAACAACAUCAACAUCAACAAUAUCAACAACCUAUCGUAGAAGAACAUAUAAAAGAACCUCCAAUCAACAGACUGUGUGGUAGCAUGAUCCCUCAUCAAUGUACAACAAGCAUUCCGUUAACUAAAGGAGAGUCUGUCGUCAUGACGAUGACGCCUUUACACACUUCUGCCAUGCCAGUGACACGCAUUGUUACCUGUUAUUGUGGUGAGGCUUGUAUCUGCCCUGGUUGCUUUGUGCACCCUGACAAUUAUUUACAACUUGCGCAGCUACCAUCCACCAUCGAUCAGCUGUAUCAACAACAACAACAACAAUCCUUUUGCUUUAUCUAAACUGUUUCAUUCCUUUCCUUUCGCUUUUUAUGCCCUUGUUUAUGCUUAUGAAAAAAUAGAUGGAUUGAAAAUACUUUACCCCUUUCAUAAAUAAAAAUUAUGCGGAUCCUUUUUCGUGUGUGUGUGUGUGGAAGAGAAGGGAAAGAAAAAAGAGAAAAGGGGGCUUAUGGUAUUGUUA